AUGGCCGACCGUCAAGAUCCCUUCACAUUUUUCAACGAAAACAUUCCCCAAUGGCUCCUCCAACUCACCUCCAUAACCUCCAAGAUCAACGUCCGCCAUGACGAGAUCUCCAUGGUCCCCAUACCCGUUUCGCCGACACCAGCACCUCUCCGCAAUCGCAAGACCGGCUCCACAGAAUCACUGCGGCCAAACGACGACCAACUCGAGACUGUCCAUCAAGCCAUCGCCCACGACGUUGCCUCGCCGGUACCGUCCGAGGACGUACCGCCCGCUGUGCGCCAGCAUCAACAAGCCAUGCUAGCGAACCGAAAACGCAAGACCGCGUCCGUGAUAAGCGGGAAUGCGAUGUCUGGGCCGCUGAAGUACCGGACGCGGAGCAUGAUCGUGGUGUACUACGACAGCGAAGUGCAGAAGGCGUUUGAGGGGAUGGUCAGGAACAUCGGCACGGGCAGGAACCUGCUGCGAAAAGGGAAGAUGGCGGCGAGGAUGAGUGCUUUGACGGAUCUGAGUAGGGAUGACGAGGAUGAGAAGAUGGAGGUGGAUGAAGACGAAGAUGAAGAUGAACUGCUCAAAAAGGUUGCGUAUAGGCCUAGCAAGGCGGUUGGCUUUAGGACUACGAGGUCGAGACAGAGCCCGGGGCUCGGCUUGGGUGGGGCAGCAACAGAGCAUUUUGAUGUUGCGGAUAAGGCGCUGGAGAAGGCGCAAGGGCUGUGUGAGAAGGGUGCGCAUCAGUUCUUACGGGAUGGUGACUGCUCGGACGAGAUCGAUGGUGCGAAAGAAUGCUUCGAAGAGGUGCUGGCCGUGGCGGUGAAGGAGGUUGAAAAGCUAAAAGCCCAAGUUGAGAGGCAGAAGAAAAAAAAAGAAGAGAGGCAAUUGUCGCAGGAGAAGAAGCAGACCUAUGAGGAGCCAUCGCAGCAGCCCGAACGUAUGGAGGUGUCUUCACCGACGCCCGCGAAAAUGGGCCAGCCUAUGAUGAUCGAGGUCGAUGACGACGAAGACGAUGAUGAGGAAUUUGUGAUGCCGCCACGGCCGAUACGAUUGACAUCUAGAGCGUGUUGA
Molecule: messenger RNA, 1059 nt
Organism: Coniosporium apollinis CBS 100218
Lineage: Eukaryota; Fungi; Ascomycota; Dothideomycetes
Exons: 1
Coding region: 1-1059 (352 amino acids)
Source: RefSeq, a predicted model, not a curated record